AUGUCACGCAUCACGAAAUUGAUCUCACGACUGCAAACCACCGCCUCCGAGAGCCAGAACGUUGAGUAUGAUGAGUCCGCAAGAGCGACGCUGCUCCAACUCUCACGCGAGUUGACUGCAUCGCUACAAGCACCAGAUGAAGUAUGCUCAUUGCUCGCAUUCUCGGGUGGCGCUUUCAUGUGCGUCCGGCUCGCCGACGAACUGAAGGUCUUCGACCUCCUGUGCGAGUCCAGCCCACGCACGACCUCAGAUCUCAGCUCCAGUACAGGUGCAGAGUUUGGGCUCAUCGUACGCCUGCUUCGGACUCUCGCUGGCAUGGGCUUCGUCGCUCAGCUUGAUGUAGACUUGUACGGUCCAACGGCGGUGACGAGGCAGAUGACCAUGAGUAGUGUGCGAGCCGGGGUCAAAUUCUUCCAUGAAGAGAGCGUGCCGAGUGUCAGGAUGGCCCCAGAGUACUUUCGUCUGAACGGCUGGCGGCUUCCGACAAGUAUGGUAGAUGGACCGUAUCAGUUUGCGGAGGGCACGGAGGAUGAUCCGUUCACGCAUAUGUCGAAGAAGCCAGGUAGAAAUCUUCAAGAUCAACCCACAUGUACUGGAUGCGUUCCCACUGAUGCUGUGCCACAGGAGUGA
Saxophila tyrrhenica is the source of this 630-nucleotide messenger RNA. RefSeq lists its product as uncharacterized. The record is from RefSeq and is a predicted model, not a curated record. Lineage: Eukaryota; Fungi; Ascomycota; Dothideomycetes; Mycosphaerellales; Extremaceae. The transcript is spliced from 2 exons. Gene Ontology annotation, molecular function: methyltransferase activity. The coding region runs from base 1 to 630 and encodes 209 amino acids.